CCGACCAGACACCCCAAGCCACCGGUUGCACUGCGCCGCGCGCCGCCCGUCAGACGGAGCUCCUCCCGGGUCGUGUCGUCGCGUGUGACCGCUCGGAUCUCCCGCGGCCCGCCGCUCUCUCUCUGGCCGCCAACGAGCCGCUGAGCCCCGGCUGCUGCCAGCCGGAACAUGGCCAUCAAUAGAGCCGCCGUGGCGGUGGGCUUCAUGGUGUCCGGGGUGCUGAUGGUCUUCUUCGGCACGGUGCUCACGUUUGUGCGUCCGAUCAUCAUCGACGACCAGGUGGUGAAGAACACGGUGAUCGACCCAAACAACCAGAUGACCUACCCCAUGUGGAAGGACGUCCCGGUGCCCUUCUACAUGUCCGUCUACUUCUUCAACGUCCUGAACCCCCAGGAGGUCCUGGCCGGGGAGAAGCCCCACGUGGAGCAGAGGGGGCCCUUCGUCUACAGGAAGUUCAUCCAGAAGGAGAACGUGACGUUCCACGCCAACGGGACGGUUUCCUACCUGGAGUACCGCCGCUUCUUCUUCGAGCCCACCAUGUCGUCAGGGAACGAGUCCGAGGUCGUCACCAUCCCCAACAUGCUGGUGCUGGGCGCGGCCAUCAUGAUGGAGAACCUCCCCUUCGCCGUGCGCCUGAUGAUCAGCGCGACCUUCAAGACCUUCAAUGAGGGUCCGUUCCUCACCAAGACAGUGGGCGAGCUCAUGUGGGGCUACGACAGCGGCCUGGUGGACUUCCUCAACAAGUACCUGCCGGGCAUGCUACCCUCCACGGGCAAGUUCGGCCUCUUCGCCGAGUUCAACAACUCCAACACCGGGCUCUUCACCAUCCACACCGGGCGGGACGACAUCCGGAAGGUGCAUAUGGUCGACUCGUGGAACGGCCUCACCAAGCUCAGCAACUGGAAGUCUCCUCAGUGCAACAUGAUCAACGGCACCGCCGGCCAGAUGUGGCCCCCCUUCAUGAGCCGGGAGAGCACGCUGCCCUUCUACAGCCCGGACGCCUGCCGGUCCCUGGAGCUGGUGUACCAGCGUGACGGGGUGAUGAAGGGUAUUCCUCUGUUCCGCUUCGUGGCCCCGACGACGAUGUUCGCCAACGGGUUGGACUACCCGCCCAACGAGGGGUUCUGCCCCUGCCGCCAGUCGGGCCUGCUGAACGUCAGCAGCUGCCGGCACAACUCUCCGGUCUUCAUCUCUCAUCCUCACUUCUACAACGCCGACCCGGUGCUGCUGGACUUCGUGCUCGGCCUGAAACCCACAGAGGAGGAGCACGGGCUGUUCAUCGACAUCCACCCACUCACCGGCAUCCCACUGAACGUGUCCAUCCGCCUGCAGCUCAACCUCUUCAUGAAGAGAGUGUCGGCCAUCACGGAAACUGGAAAGAUCUCCGAGGUGGUGAUGCCGAUCAUCUGGUUUGAGGAAAGCGGCUCCAUCGACGGGCCCAUCCUCUCCACCUUCUACACCAACCUGGUGGUGCUGCCGGCCGUCAUGGAGUACAUGCAGUACGGCUUCAUUGCCCUCGGCGUGGCCAUCGUCAUCAUCGCCGCCCUGGUGCACCACGGAGUCAAGGUCUCCAAUAAAGAACGAAUAAACAGCGCUCAUGAGACGAAGGAGAAAAGUAUCGGGAAUAACUAAAAGAGAAAUAUCUGAAGACGACGGAAACACAAACAUCUUCUGGACCCUCGACUGACACACACACACACACACACACACUCUGGUGUCGUGGACCGACCCGAGUAAAGACACGUUUGACAGUUCUUCUCUCGACUUGUCGGGUUUGGGCGGUUUCACUCGUCUUUUAUAUUUUUACUCUGAAGCCUCGCACGGGUCAGAACACACUUCCUGUCCUGUAAACCUUUCACAAUAAAAACCCCGGUUGGUUCAGCUGCAGAUUCCCGGCAGUAUUAGUCGACUUGUUUUAAAAACAAGGAGCCGCUAACGAAGGUCUGCUAACUUGUUGAACUAAUUUUUUUACAAAUCCUUCAGCAUAAAAGCUCGAGGGAGGAAGAUGACGGAGACCUUUAUUUUGACAACCUUCCUGCGUUGAGAGACGAGCUCAACGCGACGCCUUGAAGACUCUUUUCGUGUCUUAUUUGUACAAAGAACCGAAAGCCUUCCAGCUCCUCGGUGCUCGUGUUUAGAGGCGGACGAGCCGCUCUGCUGCCGACGUGCCUUCGAGCAGGACGCUCCGGUCCUCCGUGUUGAAAUGGAGACGAAUGAUGCCGUCGCCGUCUAAAUGCCUCCUUUUUAUUCUGUUUGUACAACAAAGUGAAGGAAUGAAUGCAGAGAGACGUGGCGCGAAUAAACGUUCUUCUGAAAUCUAA
Molecule: messenger RNA, 2321 nt
Organism: Pseudoliparis swirei
Lineage: Eukaryota; Metazoa; Chordata; Actinopteri; Perciformes; Liparidae
Gene: scarb1
Product: scavenger receptor class B, member 1
Exons: 13
Coding region: 169-1632 (487 amino acids)
Biological process (GO): cholesterol efflux; plasma lipoprotein particle clearance; recognition of apoptotic cell
Cellular component (GO): cytoplasm; caveola
Molecular function (GO): lipid binding; scavenger receptor activity; low-density lipoprotein particle binding
Source: RefSeq, a predicted model, not a curated record